Molecule: messenger RNA, 2253 nt
Organism: Plasmodium yoelii
Lineage: Eukaryota; Apicomplexa; Aconoidasida; Haemosporida; Plasmodiidae
Exons: 1
Coding region: 1-2253 (750 amino acids)
Cellular component (GO): endoplasmic reticulum; membrane
Molecular function (GO): long-chain fatty acid-CoA ligase activity
Source: RefSeq, a predicted model, not a curated record
AUGGAUGUAACAAAUUUAAAAAAAACAUUAUUAAAUUUCUUAGAAAAUGAAAAUGUUACUGAAAUAGAUUAUAAAGAUAAUGGCGAUUUUAAAUAUUUUGAAGAAAUCAAAGGAACUGCAAAAAAAAAUUCUAGUAACAUAUAUAGAUCAUGUAAUUAUGAAACAUGUGCAAUUUUGGAAAAAAACUAUCAAUUUCUUAACACGGAUAUGAAUACAAGAUAUGAAGUAUUUGCAUUCUGUUCAAAAUAUUAUAUAAAUUGUGAAUUUUUAGGAGAACGAAAAAAAGAAAUAAGAGGGGAUGAAGUCAUAUUAGGAGAGUAUGUAUUUAAAACUUAUGGCGAAGUAAAAAAUGAAAUAGAAAUUUUUGCAUCAGCUUUAUACCAGUUUGAAAAUAUUGAACCAAAUAUAUUUACUGAUAAUGGAAAAUAUGAUAAUUUAAAAAUUAUGGGUAUUUGGUCAAAAAAUAGACCCGAAUGGUAUAUGACUGAUAUAGCAUGUGCCGCCAUAAAUUUUGUAACUGUUCCUAUUUAUGAUACUAUAGGUAUAAAUUCAGUUAAAUUAAUUAUUCAAAAAACCCAGAUGAAAGCUUGUUGUGUUGAAGCAGAAAAAUUAGAAUCAUUAAUAAAUUUAAAACCGGAAUUACCAGAUUUAAAUAUAUUAAUUAUAUAUAAUGAUAGUAAUUUAAAAGAUGAAAUAAUAACAAAAGCAACUAAGGCUGGAUAUAAAAUAUAUUUUUAUAAAAAGUUAAUUGAUCAGUAUAAAAAUAAAAAUAUUAUUCCUCAAUAUUCUAAUUUAGAAGAUGAAAAUACUACUACUAAUAAUAAAUCAUCCACUCCAAAUAAAAAUAUGAAGAGAGAUGCAUCUUUUAAAUCGAAUGAACAAAAUGAUACAAAUAAUGAAAGUUUAGAAAAUAUGAGAGAAAUGCUUAAAAAUAAUAAACCCAAACCAUCAGACGUAUGUACAAUAAUUUUUACAUCUGGAACAUCAGGAAAUCCAAAAGGUGCUAUGAUAACUCAUUAUAAUUUUAUUAGUUUUGCUCAAUCGUAUUUAUUAGAUGGUAAUAGAUUAGGAAUAAUAAAACAUGAAGUAGCACUUAGUUAUUUACCAUUAGCACAUGUAUAUGAAAGAUUAAUCGAAUUUGCUUUGCCAUUUUUUGGGGCUAAAAUUGGAUAUUUUUCUGGAAAUAUAAAAGAAAUAGCUAAUGAUAUAGCUGAAUUGAAACCAACUUUUUUAAUUACUGUUCCAAGAAUAUUACAAAAAAUUCAUGAUAAUAUUAUGGGAAAUUUAAAAAAUAAAAAUAUAAUAUCUCAACUAUUAGUAAAAACUGCUUUAAAAUGUAAAAGAAAAAAUUAUGCUAAAAAUUCAAAAAAAUUUAGUCAUGGAUUUUGGGAUAUAAUAUUACAACCAAUAAGAAAUCGUCUUGGUGGACGUUUAAGAAUACAAGUUAUGGGUUCAUCAUCUAUGGAUAAAAAUAAAUUAAUAGAUAUACAGAUGCUUCUAUCUACCCCUAUUUCAGAAGGAUGGGGAAUGACCGAAGUGGGUGUUGGAUUUGUCCAGCAUAGAAAUGAUAACAUAAAAGGAACUAUAGGAGGAAUGUUUGCAAAUACUAUACUAAAAGUUAUUAAAGUAGAAAAUAUGAAAUAUGAUCCAAAAGAAUAUCCUAAUAGAGGGGAAUUAUGUGUAAAGGGUAGCAGUGUUAUGGUAGGUUAUUUUCGAGAUGAAGAAUUAACAAAAAAAUCAUUUGAUGAAGAUGGUUUUUUUCUAACUGGUGAUAUAGUAGAAGUUAAUGAAAAUAAUAGAUAUAUAAAAAUUAUUGAUAGAGCAAAAAAUAUAUUUAAAUUAUCACAAGGUGAAUAUAUAGAACCAGAAAAAUUAGAAAAUAUUUAUUCAAAUAGUAUAUAUAUUGAACAUAUAUUUGUACAUGGAUAUAGUUAUGAAAAUGAAUUAGUUUCUAUUAUAGUUCCUAGCGAAGUUUUUAUUAAUGAUUAUGCAAAAAAACAUAAUAUUAAUUUACCUUAUGAGGAAUUAUUAAAAACUGAUACUAUUAAAAAAUUGAUUAGUGAUGAAAUUAUCUCUGCAUCUAAAACUUAUAAACUUAAUGGAAUUGAAAAAAUACGUUUAUUUCACUUAACUCAUAUUCCAUUUUCGGUUGAAAACAAACAACUAACACCCACACACAAAAUAGUUAGAAAUGUUAUCUUAGAAUCUUACAAGACUGUUAUCGAUGAAUUAUAUGCCUCCAGAACAAAAUAA